GUUUUUUAUUCCCUGGUUACAUGUAUCUACAUGUUCAUGGAGAUAUUUUCAGCUAAGUGUCUCCGUUUUCAAGUUUGUAUUGUUCACGUAAAUGUCACAUCAGAUUUGUUGUGCGGGCCAUUGUUCAAAUGUCUAUGGCGGGCAGGCAGUGCGCUGAGGUAGUUGAUCACUAAUUCUGUGUCAAACCAGGCAAACCAUUACAGGGAAACAUUUAAGAAUCUUUUUUUUUCAAACUUCAAUUUCUUAAGCAGACAGUAAUCAACUAAUGUUCGUGGGUAAGCAAAAUUUUGCUAGUUCGUGGAGACGUAAUUUCCUAGAUAAGUAAUACUCACUAGGAGAGAUAACACUGCUUGUUUUAAAAAAAAAAGUGUUCGAGGACAUGUAAAUUCGUGUGUAAGAGUGACCCACGAAAUCCACGAACAUCAAUCCCCCACGAACAAUGAUGAUUCCACAGUACAUUGUUCUAUAUUACCGACUGUUAGGCCUUUCUUAGCACACUGAUUUUGACUAUGGAUAACUACGGAUGACUACGUUUACCUGAUCAAGAGAUAGGGUUCACGGCUUGUGUGACCGGUCGACAGGGGGAAUUUACUCUUCCUAGGCAUAUGGUCCCACCUCUGAUAUAUUCAGAGGUCCGUGGUUGCCCAAACUAUCUAUUUUGUAUUGCUUGCAAGAGUUAUGGGAUUUAUCACUGUUCGUUAUCUUCACUGCAAAAAGAAUCUUAUUUCUAUCUAUUGAGAAAGAAAAGUUGAAGAUAACAAACACUGAUUAAUCUCAUAACUCCUAUAAAACAUAAUAUGAUAUAUAUUAAAGGGCAUGGCUGCAGCUUCUCCAUAGCCAUGUUGUAAUAUUCAUUUUUACCUGCAUAUAAUGGGUAUGUCUCUCAAAUGAUUCGAUAUUCAAAAGUAUGUUCUGUAAAUUAUCAAUUUUUCAAUCGAGACAGGCUUCUGACAAACAAGUGGAUGUAAAAUAGGGUUUUAGCAAUCUUCUUUAAAGUUAUAACGAUCUUAUUUAACCAUAUAUCCUGUCAAAAUUGUUGUCUGACUUGUUUCGUAUCCAUUUUUAGGUCGUCCUUUACAAACUAAUUUUGACUACGGAUUAUUCUGUUUACCUGAUCAAGAUAAAGGGCUCAAGGUGGGUAUUAUCGGUCAACAAUGAUGUUUACUUCUCUUGGGCACCUAACCUCACCUCUGGUAUAUACAGGGGCCAGUAUUUACCCAACUCUAAAUUUUAUAUUAUUCAUUGGAUUUAUAAGAUUGUUAUAUAGGAUCUACUUGCUGUCUAAUCAUAUAUUGUAAUAUAUAAUAAAGGAUACGUUUGAAUUUAAAAUUCAUUUGUUAUGUCCAAGUGAUAUUUUUACCUUCUUGUUAUCUUUUCCUUUCGUUAAACUCAUGCAACAUCCGUAUCUUUCAGGAAUCCAAGAAGGUGUUAGAAGAUUAAAGAUGUCUUCAUGUAAAACGUAUACGGUACCAAUUUGGAUGCACCAGAUGCGCAUUUCGACAAAUAAUGUCUCUUCAGUGAUGCUCAACCGAAAUGUUUGAAAUCCGAAAUAACGAUAAACUUGCUAGAGCUAUUAUAGGGAAAAUCAGUGUGCCAAAAAGUGGAGUCCAAUUCGUCUAAGGAUAAGAGCUUUGCAUGUAUCGUAUCUGAUAGGAACAUCUAAAGAAGGCAACACGAUCAAAUUCCUUCACAUGAGGUUUUGCGUAUGCUCGACAUGUAAGGUUGUGUUGUUCGAUCGAGCGAUAGUUUUUCACCAAAAACUGGGAUUGUAGAACUCACAAGACUCAACAUGUGGUAGGAUAUGUUUUGAAAGUACUUCCCUUCAGUGUUAUGCGAAUUUAAAGUGAAUAAAAUUGUAUGUUUGGAACAAUUUAAUUAAAAUACACAACAGUGCCUGAGUGAUUUGACUGUGAACGAUACUCAUCAUGACUGAUAACCAUAGGAAGCGCGCAGCCGAGGAAAGGGACACGAAUAAAGACUCCACAGUUUCCAUAGAUUCAACAUUACAUGAUUUCCGUGUUAGAGACAUAAUGCAAUGUAUCAACAGCAUUCAAAAUACAUUAGCUAAUUUUACGAUGCGGCUGGACGAACAGGGACGAGAUUUAGAUGAUUUGACGAAGGAAGUGAGGAAGAAAAACGGUAUAGAUGAAAGACUGGAAAAUGUGCAGGAGCAGGCAAACGAUACUUUAUACACUAUUUCUGAAUUGCAAGACAGACAGAAAAAUAUGGAACGUGAAAUGAAACGGCUCAGGGAUUAUGUGAUCCGACUGGAAUUCCAGGUGAAAACACAGAACAAUCAGAUAAUAGAGUUAAAGGCCAAAUCCAUGGAAAACAACAUAAUUGUUAGUGGGGUUCCAGAGAGGAAUCAAGGAAAGCAGACCACAGAGAAUCUCCCGGAAACCAUAAGGAAUGUUUUUAUUUCUGAGAUGGAAAUAGAGAGAUCAAUAGCGGACAACCUUGGAGUUUUGAAAGUCUUCCGGUUAGGGGAGUAUCAUCCUCGCAGGAAAUUUCCGAGACCAAAUUGUGUUCAGUUCACUGACAAAUCGCAGAAGGAGGUGGUGAUGAACAGUGUUAAAGUGUUGAAAUCCAAGCGCUCAGCCAUCAGAGUUGCCCAGCAAUUACCAGAGGAGAUGCGGGAAAAAAGGAAACAGCUGUUUGAAAUUCAGAAAAAGUAUUCAGAACGACAGAUAGAGACAAAAGUGAAAGGCGACAAGCUUGUAUUUACACAGAGUAACUCCGUUUAUCGGGACAAGGUGGGAUCCAGACCAACAGCAGACGAAGUGAUCACCCCAGACGAGGUCAAUGUAUCGAUUACAUCAGGGAAGUCAAUUGAAGACAAUGGAAACCGGUUUCUUGCGCACUCCACACCUGUGGAUUCCUUCAAGCCUGUCAGAAAGUCGCUGUUAGAAGUAAUGCGAUUAGACUCCAUUCCAAGUGCCAGUCACAAUAUAUAUGCGUACCGCUUCACGGGUAAUGACGGGAUUUCACACGAGGGUUCAGACGACGACGGUGAACAUGGGGCCGGACGAGCGCUUUUAAUUGCACUAAAAGACAAUGAAAUUGAAAACUCGCUCGUUGUGGUAUCGCGAUGGUUUGGUGGAAAGAUUGGACCCCGUACAUUUACUCACGUUAAAACUGCCGGACUAAGCGCUGUAAAAACACUACAGGCCAGGUAAAGGUGUAAGUGUAAACACACUGUAUCAUUUGACAUUAGUUACCAUUAUAUGAUUGUUUUCCUUUUGUACUGCUCAUUCAUGUAAGCAAAUGCAGAAAUAUAUUAUAUGGUAAUGGUAAUCCACCAUAGUGAUAAUAUGUAUGUGUGUAAGAACUUGCAUUGCAUAUAUUGCAUAUCAAUGUCAUUCAUAUAUGGACGACCUUUUUUCUUCUUUUUUUAUUGUUAUUUUUUUAUGGUAUUUUUUUCUUACUUUUUGUGGUUUGUGUGUAUAUGUGUGCUUUUUUGUUAUUUACUUAUUUAUUCAUUUAUUUAUUUGAUUAUUUUGUUUUUGAAGGUCACAUAAGAAUAUUAUUACUGUAUUAUAAGUAUAUAUUUUAUUUCUAUCCGGGUAGUAUUAUAUUUGACCGGAAACGGUUUUUUGUUCAUAACUAUGAUUAGAUGGGAUGUUGAAUAUUACAAAUGAAACGCGAUUACAAAGUAAGACCUAUUUUUGCUUAGAACUGUCUUAUAUUCGCAUAACAAGAGGUGAAUCAUAUUGCACAGUCCAAUUUUUGACCAAAUUAGAAAUGCUAUACACUGACUUGUUUUGUUCCUUUCUCUAUCGGUUGUAAUGCAGGAAACAGAAAAUUCUGACUAUUCUAUGAUAUAUGAUAAUGUAAAAUAUACUUCUUGAAUGAAUAAUGUAAACCACGGCACAAUAAUUAUUAAUUACAGUUGAAUUUUACUCCAAUUAAGCUACAAAUGAAAUUAUGAACUGUGCAAUGUUGUAUUCUCCACAAAUGUGAACAUUUUUUUUUUAAUGAAGAAGUUGUAUUAUUUCCCCCUAUUAGUAAGUUAUCACGAGUAGUUUUUGGUAUAACUCGCUCCGACUCUUGCAAUCCUCGAGCAUGUUGUUAGGUUCAAUAUUUGUUUUUUUCUUCAAAAGUCUUUUUUCCAAUGUUUUCUGAUUUUUCUAUGUUUUCUGAUUUUUCUAUUCUCUUUUCCUUCCUUAGAGGUACAUAUACAUUGAACAGGACAAAACUCCUGUCUGAACUAGGGCUAUCAUGGAUAAAAACUUAAGUGAAAAAAAUCUUAGAACACUUACAUUAAACUGCCAGGGACUAGGUGACAUAAAUAAAAGAAAAGAUGUUUUCAAAAUUCUCAGAUCAAAAAAUUAUAAUAUUUACUUUUUACAAGACACACUCUGUUCUAAUGAAAAAGAAAAUAUGAUCAAAACACAAUGGGGAUACAAAGCAUUCUUUAGCUCUUACAAAUCAAAUGCAAAGGGAGUAGCGAUACUUGUGAAUAAUAACUUCGACUUUGAAAUCAUUCGUGAAUUUAAGGAUGAUAGCGGUAAUUAUUUAAUGUUAGAUGUUAGGGGUCCGUGUUUGCCCAACUAUCUAUUUUGUAUUGUUUGUAGGAGUUCUGAGAUUGAUCACUGUUCGUUAUCUUCACCUUGCAUUAGUGAGGAUAUACCAUUCUUGUUGAUAAAUUUAUAUGGUCCUAACUCUGACACACCAUGUUUCGAUUCAGAAUUAGUCAAUAAGAUUGUAAAAGAGUACUCAACUCAGCAUAUAGUCAUGGGCGGUGACUUUAAUCUUGUUUUAGAUAAGGAACUAGAUUCACUCCGUUUACCUGAUCAGGAUAUGGGGCUCACGGCGGGUGUGACCGGUCAACAGGGGAUGUUUACUCCUCCUAGGCACCUGAUCCCACCUCUGGUGUGUCCAGGGGUCCGUGUUUGCCCAACUAUCUAUUUUGUAUUGCUUGUAGGAGUUAUGAGAUUGAUCACUGUUCGUUAUCUUCACCUUGCAUUCAAUGAAUUACAAGAAGCACAAUAAUCCAAAGUCCAGUGCUGAAGUUUUGAAAUUGAUAGAUACAUUAAGUCUCAAAGAUAUAUCCCGUGCCAACCAUCCCGACUUAGAAAGAUAUACAUGGAGAAGGAAACAUCCGGUUAAACAGGCUAGACUAGAUUUGUUUUUGAUAUCGGAAUCAUUACAACACAUAGUGCCAAACAUUAAUUAUGAAAACAGUUACCGAUCAGAUCAUUCACCAGUUGUUUUAAAUUGCAAAUUAAAUGAAUUCAGAAAAGGUAAAGGGUUUUGGAAAUUUAAUAACUCAUUAUUAGGGGACAAAGAUUAUGUAAAAAUUAUCAAGAAAAUUAUUUUAGAUGUUAAAAAACAAUAUUCAUUUCUCGUCUAUGACUUAGAAAAUAUAUACCUUAUAGAAUAUGAAAACCUUUACUUCACUAUAACUGACCAACUGUUCUUAGAUACUCUACUGAUGGCAAUUCGGGGUAAAACAAUUUCGUAUGCAUCAUACAUAAAAAAGAAUACUAAUGAGAGGGAAUCUACACUUGAAAGGGAGAUCAAAGAAUUGGAACAGAAUAAUUAUCAGACCUCUGGUGAAGAACUCUCUGAAAAACAGAAACAUAUAUUUAAAGGUCAAUGUUUAAGAUCAAGAAUAAAAUGGAUAGAAGAAGGUGAAAAACCUACAAAAUAUUUCUUAAGUAUGGAAUCUCAGAAACUAUACAAGUAAGCAAAUCCCAAGAGUUGAAAAGGAUGAUGGCUCAAUCGUCACAUCUCAACAGGAAAUCUUAAAUGAAACAAAAUGUUUUUAUGAAAACUUAUAUAAAAAGAGAAAUACUGUCGAGUCAGAAAAUAUAUAUGAAAGAUUAAACCUAUAUGAAUUUCCAAAACUUAGCGAAGAAGAAUCAAACAGCUUAGAAGGUCUAGUAACAAACUCAGAGGUUCCCUCUUUUUAAACGAAUGAAAAAUAACAAAAGUCCAGGACCAGACGUUUUUUAUUGUGAGUUCUUUAAAUUCUUUUUGAAAGAUAUUGGAACCUUUCUAACAAGAGCAAUUAAUAAGUCAUAUGAAGAUCAACAAUUUUCAGAACCAAACAAACUGAGUGUAAUAACAUAAAUUCCAAAGGCAAAUAAGCCAAAACAAUAUUUAAAAAAUUGGUGCCCAAUUAGUUUAUUAAAUGUCAUAUACAAAAUAGGGUCAGGUUGUAUUGCUGAACGAAUCAAAAAAAUUCUAGACAAAAUUAUCAACAAUGAUCAAACAGGAUUUAUAAAAGGCAGAUUUAUAGGUGAAAAUAUCCGACUGAUAUAUGAUCUUCUACAAUACACAGAAACAAAAAAAAAAAAACCAGUCCUGGUUUAUUGAUGCUAAUUGAUUUCGAAAAAGCAUUUGAUACAAUAUCGUGGGAUUUUUUAAAUCAAACACUAGAUAUAUUUAACUUUGGACCUUCAAUCAAAAUAUGGGUAGCAACUUUCUACAAUGGUAUCAAAUCAUGUGUUACACAAAAUGGUAUAAUGUCGGGGGUUCUUUAUCGCAAAAGAGGCUGUCGACAAGGGGACCCAAUAUCACCAUAUUUCUUUAUAGUAUGCACAGAAAUAUUAGGAAUCUUUAUAGGAAAUAAUAAAGAUAUUAAAGGUAUUGUAAUUGAAGGUGAAGAAUAUAAAAUAUCCCAACAUGCUGACGACACCUCUAUAAUUUCAGAUGGGUCACCGGAAUCCAUGGAUGGUAUCUUAAGGGAGCUAGAUUUUUUUGCAAACAUUUCUGGAUUAAAAAUAAAAUUUUCAAAAACAAACAUGGUGUGGCAGAUUAUCAAUUAUCAAAUCAUUACUUAUCCCUAAACUUAACCAUUUAUUACUAACCCUACCCAACUCUGGGCAGGAAUACUUAAAAAAUUGAGAUUGAGCGGUAUAAAUUCUUUUGGGGAGGUAGUACACAUAAAAUUAAAAAAAGACGGUUGUCCAGGAUUAUAGAUUUGGAGGUUUAAAAAUUAUACUGAAUUCAUAGUGUCCUUAAACUCAUCAUGGAUUAGAAGAUUAUUUCAUGCUGAUUCCAAAUGGAUAAACUUCUAGAGUCAACUCUUCAAAUGAAAGUAUCAGAGUUACUGCAAAAAGGGUCUCACUUCAUUUCAAAUAUAUCAAAAAGAAUAAAUAAUGUGUUUUGGAAAGAUGUUUUCUUAAGCUGGGUAAAAAUAAUCAAUAUCAACAGUCAGAUUGACUCUUAUAUUCUAAAUGAACACAUAUGGUUUAAUCCCAAAGUAAAGAUAGAUAAUACAUCCAUCUUCCUAAAAACAUUAUUACAAUGCAGGAUUUGUUUUCAUUAAAGAUCUUUUUGAUAGUGAUGGACAUUUCUUAAGAUUACAAGAUAUGCUUCAGUUAAACAUAAAAACUAACUUUGUUGAAUAUGCUUGACUUAAAAAAAAGCAGUAUUACCCGAGCUUCCUAAUCACUUUGGAAAAAACAUUAAUAGGACCAACCCUCCCAAAAUCUAUCAUGCUCUUCUAUAAAAACGGUAAAGGAUGUACACUAUUCUUUUGCACACAAAAAAGAGACAAUUACUUUUGUAAAAAAUGGACAGAAAAUGAGUACAAUUUUGUUGAAAGUAAUUGGAAUACGAUUUUUGAACUUCCCUUCAAUGUUACACAAGAGUCAAAAUUGCAUUGGCUGCAAUUGCAGAUACUCUAUAGAAUACUCCCUACCAACAAGUAUGUAUUUCAACUGAAAAUUAAAUACUCAAAUGUGCAGCUUUUGUGGUGUUCAUAUCAAAACAUUAGAACAUCUUUUAUUUGAUUGCAUACAAAUAAAGGAGCUAUGGUGUGAUGUUUAACAAUGGAUUUUAGAACAGUGCAAGGUGAAGAUAACGAACAGUGAUCAAUCUCAUAACUCCUACAAGCAAUAAAAAUAGAUAGUUGGGCAAACACGGACCCCUGGACACACCAGAGGUGGGAUCAGGUGCCGAGGAGGAGUAAGCAUCCUCUGUUGACCAGUCACACCCGCCGUGAGCCCCAUAUCAUGAUCAGGUAAAUGGAGUUAUCCGCAGUCAAAUCAGUGUGCCAAGAACGGCUUAACAAUCGGUAUGAAACAUGUCAGACAGCAUUUGACCCAAUGCGAGGUUGUAUUGACGAACUAGAUCGUUAUAACGACCAUAGAAUUUGCGAAAUUUCAUAUCCCUGUAAAUUUUAACAAGCUCACUGUAUUUGGUAAAUACUGUAAUAGACGUAUGUCUAAAGUUCAAAACUUGAUUUUGCUUAUAGUAAAACAAUAUAUUUUUUCUUGCAAAUAUCAAAAGAGUCUGCAAGUGCAUAUAUCUGCGAUUAGAAAAAUAGUUACGGACAGAAUUGUAGUAGAGAAGUACUCGCUGCUACGAAACUGUAGAUAUGAUGAAUAUGAAACUCACUGGCAGAGAAUAUGUGAAAAUGUAUGUUAGUGAUUAGGUCUAUAUGUACUUUCUCAUCAAAUAGGUUUAUGUUUCUUUUUUUGUGUUUGAUCAAUAUAUAUAUUAUAUCUAGAUCUAUUAUACUUAUCAAAAUCUGUUACCAAGAAAAUAAUACUUCUCUCUCUCUCUCCCCCCCCCUCUCUCUCUCUCUCUCUCUCCUAAAAAAGAUUUUUACAUCAUGCAUAUACUUACAUAAAAGAAUAAGGUAAAUAUAAAUGUAGACAGUAUUUGAGUUAAUGUUAUUGAAUUUAACAUGUUGUGAAAAUAUCCAUGUAACCUAUCUCCCAUGUGUAUGCAACAAUGCAUGUGUGAAGUGAAAAUUUUGUAAAUAAAAAAAUUAUAAAAAAAAAAUCAUUCACAUAACUUGUUUCUUAUUAAAGGGACUGAUUCACGAUUUUUCCUCAAAUUUUGUUUUUCACUUUAAAUGACCAAAAUCUAGAGUCUAAUAUGUUUAGAAGGUUUCACAAAAAAAUUAAGAUUAUUCCUCAUGACAUUAGCUCAUUAUAGAGAGUUUAUUAUUUGUUUUGAAAACAAAGAUUGAGGUGUGUUAUUGUUUACGGGGUUUUCAAAAUAAAUGAAUAUUGAUUCAAGUUUAAUAAAUAUGCCACAUCUCAAGUAUACUUUAGGUAAAAUGUGUCAUUUAAAUGUUAAAACUUGUGAUUGUACAAAAUGAACAUGCUUUAAAUUACAAAAUUAACGUUUCACUGGUUUGUUUGUUUACAUAAAAAGACUCGAGUCUUUGUUUACAUAACAGAGAAUCAAAGCUAUAAUAUUGCUUUUAUCCUUGCAUUCAGACGGUCCAAAUUUUGGUUGUCAACAUUAAAUGCGGUAUAUUUUUAAUUUUUAACAUCAAAAUUGAAAAACAUUUUUUUUCGAAAAACGUGAACCAGUCCCUUUAAUGGAUAAUUUUGUGAAUAUAGAAAAAAAUAAAUAAUGAAAACCGGGAAACAUGAUAUAUGGCCAAAUAUUGGGAAACUGGUUUCUAAAAGUAUAUGUACAUGCAUACAUGCGAUGAAAAUAAAAUAAAGAUGAUGCCAGAACUGCACCAUUACAUUAGGAUGUAUGGUCUUCAUAACAGCGAGGUGUUAUUUGUGAUAAGUGAUUGAGAAAGAAAUUAAAUUUCAAAAUGAAAUUCCAGGAAUCGGUUACUAUUCCUCUUGAGAUUUCAGACUUUGGGAACAAUAAUAGAGGAAUGAACCAUUCAAUUUAAUGAACCAUAUAUCAGUAGAACUAUAUUUGUCAAACAUAAAAUGUAAUUCUAAUGUAUCUUUAAAAAUAUCACACAAAUUAAAAUAUUCAAUUUGUAAAUAGGUUAAUUAAUUUUUGAUUUUGCAAAUGCCC
Messenger RNA from Ostrea edulis (European flat oyster), 9729 nucleotides. RefSeq lists its product as uncharacterized. Gene Ontology annotation, biological process: regulation of translational initiation. The transcript has a single exon. The coding region runs from base 1926 to 3176 and encodes 416 amino acids. Gene Ontology annotation, cellular component: cytoplasm. The record is from RefSeq and is a predicted model, not a curated record. NCBI's taxonomy places the organism in Eukaryota, Metazoa, Mollusca, Bivalvia, Ostreida, Ostreidae.